This is a messenger RNA of Ananas comosus (pineapple), 1362 nucleotides long. Its product is annotated as protein FLOURY 1-like. Lineage: Eukaryota; Viridiplantae; Streptophyta; Magnoliopsida; Poales; Bromeliaceae. The record is from RefSeq and is a predicted model, not a curated record. The transcript has a single exon. Bases 308 to 1054 code for a protein of 248 amino acids.
CCCCUGAUCCGAAAAGCCGCGUCUCCAAAAGCGCUUUUCACGUCGCCUCAUCUCCAAAAGCGCUUUUUCUACGUCGCCUCAUCUCCCCCCCCCCCCCCCCCCCCCCUCUCUCUCUCUCUCUCUCUCUACUAAACACACACCACUAAGAAGAAGAGGAAGUGGCCUUGGUACGUGUUAUUGGUUUUGAGUGGGAACAGGGGAGAAAAGGAAGAGAAAGGGAGCUCCUUUACGCAAUGCUUCGUGGGUUUCGCUUUUGAGCUUUUGGAGUAAAGGGCGCGCGUUUUGGGGGCGGCCCCAAAAAACCCACAUGCAAUUCCGCGGCGAUUUCCUCUUCUUCCUCGGAUUGGUUUUCGGGUUCUCCGCGCUUCUUUGGGGACCUCAUGAGUGGGGAUUUGGGUUUGCCCACAACCUGUUUGUGGGAUUGCCUCUGUUGGUUUUGGGCUCUAGAGUGCGGGGUCUUAGUCGCCGCUGUGACGAAUUCGAAGGGAUUUUAGGGAACUUUAGGAAUUCAUCGAGGAAUCGGAGAAGUGGGCUUUGUUUGGAUGGUGGUGUUUGUGCUCUGUGUGGCUUAAAAAUCUCAUCUUGGAAGGGUUUUAAUGGAGGGAAUUGCAUUACUUGUAUCAGAAUGAGAGAUUUACUUAGGGAUUUUGAAGAAAAGGAAGGAGAUGAGGAUGAAGGAGGAGAAAGGGGGGACUUUGAUGAAGAUAAGAAAGAAGAAGACAUGGUGUUCAAGCUAAGAAAGGUGAUCGAGAGAGAGCGAAAGCUUCGAGAAGAGGCGUUGGAGGAGUUGGAGAAAGAGCGGAAAGCGGCUUCUUCCGCGGCCGACGAAGCGAUGGCGAAGAUACUGAGGCUUCAGGAUGAGAAGGCGCUGAUCGAAAGAGAGGCUCGGCAGUAUAGAGAGAUCGCCGAGCAGAAGCAAAUGUAUGAUCAGCAAGUUAUUGAGUCGCUGCGGGGGGUUGUGUCGUGGCUCGAAGCCACAAUGGAUGAGGUAUUGAGUUACGAAAGUCCACAGAUAAUCCUAUCAUCUCGCAAGCGAAAAUGCGUCGAAAACUAAUGGAAUUGGUGCAUGAUUUUGGGUUUACUGAUCCUUCCACUUCGCGACUUCAUAUUGAGAGUCAAUUGAAGGGUCUGCCACAAUGCGGUGCUCGAUUCGCGUUAUAGAUACUGUAAGUAUGCGGAACUUCGGUAUAUACAUUAGCUACUGUGAAUAAUCAGUUUUAGUGAAAGUAAUUGCUCAAUGUGAUCAUCAGGAUAGUACAUAUCAUCAUGUAUCACUUGUUUCUCUUUGACAGUGACUUGAUAAUGCUUCAGUACCUAUUGAAGUUCAUUUUCUAGCUCUUAUAGUCUCUAUGAUGUUCUUCA